GUUCAGUCUGCCGCCAGCGCGGCCCGAAGCAGUGGUCUGUUACAAAAGUAUAUUACGAUUUGCUGGCGAACACUCAUCCACUGACUAACUCUCCCCCUCACCCUUUCGCCUUGUGGCUCUGGCUGCCCUGCCGCUGUUAGCGCUUUCAUGUUAACGCACACUGUUAGAUGGCGAAUUCGAUGCGAAAGGAUAAAGAUUUGCCGCUGGGGCAGCGAAAAAGAGAGAAAAAACACAGUGGGCAAGUGGUGCACUUUCCAUAGAAGAGUGUUCCAAUGUGCCCAUUGUAAACCAACGAUACUUUCUUACUAUGACUUGUUCCACACAGCUCUGGGCCAAGAAAAGUAACUAGGAGCAAAAGAAGCAGCCCCGCGUGAUGUCAGACGUCAGCCCGCCCACAAAACACACUCGAAAGGAUUGAAAAAUGCAGACAUUUUUGUUUGGUUUUUAGCAACUCUCUUUUUUUUUUUUUGUUAAUGUUUAUUGGUUUCUUUUACGCACCGCUGAAAUGUUAAUAACAGCCCUCGUUACUGUUAAAUGUUCACACUCUCUCUCUCUCAUUUAUUUCUUUGUGGUUUCAAUGAAAGUGAGCUACAAAGCUGCAAAUCGAAAUUCGUAAUGAUUUUGAAUUGAUUGGACUUUUUGGACGAGAAUUAGGAAAGGCGUUUGAUUCUUAGUGGGGUGAACAAAGAAAUAUACAACUGAAUAAAAUAUAUAUGAAAUUUAUGGAAAACGAGUUAUGAAAUGAGAGCGAGAGCUAGAGGAAGUGUGCGAGGGAGAGAGAGAGCAAGUUACAUUAUUUGCUUUGGCAUUUCUUGGUACGUACGAUUCGUACGAUUUUCACUUAAAACUAGACUAGGCGUACAAGAUGUGUUAACUAUAGAUACCACAAAAUACAACUAAAACGAAAUUCGAAGGGGGUAAAGAAAGAAAAAUCAAAAGGUAAAAAGAAUGAAAUGAAAAAAUUAUCACCUUUUUUUGUGUAGUAGGUCGUCGUCUAGCUCUCCCUCCCUCUCACGAUCUCUUUUGUGGCUGUGUUGCUGUCGCUGCCGCUACUCGCUCUCCCGCCUGCUCUCACUCUAUAUCGCUGCUGCGCUGUCUCUCUAUUUAUCUCUCUUUCUAUCCCGUUGCCUUGCAGCGGAGCUCUGCUGCCGUCUCGCUUGCACUUGGGCUCCGCUGCUUUGCUUCAGCCGCUGAAUUCGCAGUUAAGUUUUCGCUGCUCUCUGUGUCUCUUUCUGCUGCUGCUUUUGUGGUUCUUAUGUUUUUGUUUUCGAUUCGGAUUGUAGAAUCUUUUGGAUUUUGCACACUUUUGGUUGAUAUUUCUUUAGGUUUCUCUUUGUUUUUUUUUUUUUUGGCUUGUGAUCUUUUUUAGUUAAAACUCUAAACUGAGACAGGGGAGGAAAACAAUGAGGGUUCGUCUAAAUUUGGAGCAAGCAAGUCACACACAGCCAGGCGCGGCGGCGAAUUCGGGCAUAUCGACUCGAGUUGCGGCGAGAGCGAACGCGGCGAACAACGGACAACACUGUGGCAUUGGCAAUGGCAGCGCUUGUCGCCCGCCUUCACUUCAGUGUGUGAGUCGCGAUAAACGCGAGCGAAACGGGCGGCGCAACUGAAAUCGCGUACCGACUGGCGCAGACACGCACACCACCGCACAACAGCGCGUAUACGUAUACGGGCGAGAGAGCGCAUGCUCUCCGCCACACACACGCGGUCAACGUUUUCUCCGCUUUGUGGCGCCGCGCAAGUUUUGUCGCAGCAGCAAACACGCAAUAAAAGUUCAAAAACAGUUGAAGUAUACCGCGACGCGAGUAAAAAUCUUUCCUUCGACGUCGUCUCUGUUCGUUGUAGUAGUUGUUGUUGCUGCUGUUGUUCUUGUUGCUGCUACUGCCGCUGCUUAACGUUUCUAUAGUGUGUUCCGUUCCGCGAAUUCUCAUGUGCAUUUAUGAAGAUAUACAUAUAUAUAUAUAUACAUAUAUCUGCAUAUAUGACUGACCAAAAGAUUCUCCACCGCUCUGGAUAUGCGAACAAAGUCCUUAGCUGCAGCGACAUUAGUUUAAAUUUCAAGCCGGCUAUCGCAUGGUGAUUCCACCUGCACGUGCAAAGCGCGACUGUGGAUAUCGCAGGACGAGAGUCGCGUCUUCUCCUGCGAGGAGCAACUGCAUCAUAAUCAUAGCCACAGAUUGAAAAGACCGAAAGCAGAUGCAAGCUCAACGACAGGACUAAGAAUCGGAAGCAAAACUUCCCCAAAGCAAUGGCACAAUACACCCGGAAACGCAAAAGAAAGAAAUUUAAAGAGCUGAAAGCCCCGUGGACUUCAUGAACCCAGGUGCAACAAAUAAUUUCAAGGAGAAGAUGUUUUUGUGGUCAAAAACGUGCAGAUGACUUCUAAGAAGUUGGAAAAUCAUGUAUUUACUCGGAAAGAAGCCAGAACUGAAGUAGCAUACUUAUUAGUAUUAUCAAAUGAUGAGUUUUUUCAUCAUAGUUUUAGUUCUAUAUUUAUAGAAAAAAAAAACUUUCCUUGUUACUUUUAGUUUUUUCAUUUGAAAGACUGCCGUUGACUUUUUCAUUUUAUUCGCGUGCAUAUUAAAUAUGUGUGUUAAAUAUACAUAAUAAUAAAUGAUCGCUGUGUUUAUGC
Drosophila melanogaster (fruit fly) is the source of this 2632-nucleotide messenger RNA. It is a transcript of the gene lawc, whose product is annotated as leg arista wing complex. The record is from RefSeq and is marked reviewed. The transcript is spliced from 4 exons. The coding region runs from base 1685 to 1906 and encodes 73 amino acids. NCBI's taxonomy places the organism in Eukaryota, Metazoa, Arthropoda, Insecta, Diptera, Drosophilidae.